AUGGUCGGUUUCGAUAUGCACGGGUUGACGCCUGCCCCAGUCACGCCGUUCACUCCUACCGGUGAGAUCGACUACGACGCUAUCCAACGGCUGGGAAGCUGGCUCAGUAGUAUGAACGGCGUCAAAGGGCUCGUUGUACUAGGCCACGCAGGGGAGGGCACCUUUCUGACUGCCGAGGAGCAAGUCGCGGUGAUCAAGGCAUUUGUCAAGUCAGUUGACGACAAAAUCCCCAUCAUCGCUGGCAUCACCGGCGAAGGAACUGAGGUGGCGGCACUAGAGGCGCAGCGCGCUAAAGCUGCUGGGGCGAAAGCCGGCCUUCUGUAUCCAUCUCACGGCUGGCUGCGGUUUGGAUACCAGGACGGAGCACCCCAGGAUCGCUACCGCCGUGUCUACGAGGUCAGCAAUCUCCCAUUGAUUCUCUUCCAGUAUCCAGACAACACCAAGGCCACAUAUAGCUUGCAGACGAUGCUCGAUAUCGCUGCGCAACCGGGUGUCUUUGCAAUGAAAAACGGUGUUCGAAAUAUGCGGCGCUGGGAUACAGAAAUCCCUGUAAUCCGACGCGAGCGGCCUGACCUGCAGAUUCUGAGCUGCCACGAUGAGUAUCUGCUACAUACUGCCUUUGAUGUUGACGGGUUUUUGGUUGGAUAUGGGAAUAUUGCGCCGGAGCCGCUGAUUGAGUUGAUUGAGGCGGGCAAAGCCAAAGACUACAGAAGGGCCAGGGCUAUCCACGACCGGCUUCUCCCGGUGACCAAGAGCGUCUAUCACCGUGGAUCGCACAUGGAGGGGACUGUUGCUUUGAAACACGCAUUGGUGGCCCGAGGGAUUCUCUCACACGCCACCGUUCGAUCUCCGCUUCGUCCGCUGGAGGCUGGUGCUGAGCAGGAGAUCCAUGCUGCAAUCGGCACUGCUGCAUUAGGAAAGGUUGCAUAG
Molecule: messenger RNA, 930 nt
Organism: Aspergillus nidulans FGSC A4
Lineage: Eukaryota; Fungi; Ascomycota; Eurotiomycetes; Eurotiales; Aspergillaceae
Product: dihydrodipicolinate synthase family protein
Exons: 1
Coding region: 1-930 (309 amino acids)
Molecular function (GO): lyase activity
Source: RefSeq, a predicted model, not a curated record